Messenger RNA from Cricetulus griseus (Chinese hamster), 162 nucleotides. The record is from RefSeq and is a predicted model, not a curated record. NCBI's taxonomy places the organism in Eukaryota, Metazoa, Chordata, Mammalia, Rodentia, Cricetidae.
AUGGGAAAUCGAAGCAGUGGCGUAGGAGCCGAGUGGAAGCUAGUCAGGGUGAUCACGGACAUGCAGCUCAACAUCUUCGCCAACAUGCUGGGCGUGAUGCUUUUAUUGCUUGUGGUUCUCUAUCACUAUGUGGCAGCCAACAAUCCCAAGAAGCAAGAAUGA